CCGGGGGUCCCGCCCGCCCCCGCUGCAGCUCGGAGUUACGGCGGAGUUUGCCCGGCCGGGGACAACUCGGGGCCGGCGGCGGAGUGCGGGGGCCGCUCUCCGGCUGCUCUCUCCCCCCGCCGCCCGGGGGGGUCGCGGCCGCCGCUGCCCCGCUUUGUGUCGGCGGCCCCGGCCCCUCGCUCCCGCUGCGGCCGGAGGGGCGGCGGGGCCCGGCCGCAGCGCCCCGCUCCGCCGAGCCCCCGGCCCGCAGCGCCGAGCCGAGCCCCGGCCCGUGACAGCCGCCCCCGCCUCCAUCCCCGCCGCACAAUGACCCCGCGUGGUUCCUCUCCCACUCUCCAGCUCCGGCCUCUUUCUCCUGCUGAGAUUGUUUUUGUUUUUACCUUCCCCUCCUCCACCCUAUCCCAUGCUUGAUUUUUUUUUUCCCCCGUUGCGGUGCCCCCCGAACCCCGAGUUCCCCCGAGCCCCGUGCGUGCGCUGAGAUCCUCCGCAGCCCCGGGUCUCUGUUUGGUGCCCCUGUUGUCCCGCCGGUGCCGCUCGUGUGUACCCCCCACCGGGGGUCUCUGCCUCGGGAUUCCCCCCAGCGGGCCCGGAGGGGGCUUCAGCCAGGGGGGUCCCGCGGGCAGCUCCACCAUGUCGGACAGUGACCCGGGGGACGAGGACGGCGCCACAUCCCCUGACCCCUCGCAGUGCAAGAGGAAGAGAAGGGGCAACCUCCCCAAGGAGUCGGUGAAGAUCCUGCGGGACUGGCUGUACGAGCACCGCUUCAACGCCUACCCCUCGGAGCAGGAGAAGCUCAGCCUCUCGGGGCAGACCAGCCUCUCCGUGCUGCAGAUCUGUAACUGGUUCAUCAACGCCCGGCGGCGGCUGCUCCCCGACAUGCUGCGCAAGGACGGCAAGGACCCCAACCAGUUCACCAUCUCCCGCCGCGGGGGCAAAGCCGGCGACGCGGCCGUGCCGCGGGGCGCUGCCGCCGGCCCCGGGGUGCUCGUGGUGCCGCCCGCGGGCGCCUCCAAGGUGCUGUCGAUGUCGGUGUGCCCGCAGGUACUGUGCCACCCGGCGCGGGCGCUGGCCGUGGUGAGCGCCCACAGCCCCGAGUGGGAGAAGCCGCCCGGGCCCGAGGCCGUGCCCAGGGCCGGGCCCGGCAGCACCCUGACCCUGCUGGCGCGGGCCGAGGCGGGCAGCCCCACUCCCGGACUCUUCAACACGCCGCCCCCGACGCCCCCCGAGCUCUUCGGGGACGACUUUAGCAGCUUCCAGCUGCUGGUGGAGGUGGCCCUGCAGAAGGCGGCCGAGCUGGAGCGGCAGCGGCAGGGGGGGCAGCUGCCCCUGGCUCCCCACGCCGAGCCCCCCGGAGCCUCCAAAUAACCCCGGGCUGGGUCCCGCAGGGUGCCCUUCCCCGGGGGGCCCGACCCGCCCGGCCUCUGCCUCACCCCCACAGCCCAUCCCGGAGCCGCUCCUGCCCCCGGGGGCUCAGUGUCUCUCGGCUGCCAAGGCGGCAGAGGAAGGCCGGUCCCACCCGCCAUCCUCCCUGGAGAUGCCCUGGCUGCCGAGGACGGUGCCCCGGUGUGAGCCCAGAGCUCAGCGCUGGCAGUGCCCUGUCCCUGCCGCGCCGCCCGAGCGGGCACGGGAGCUCCCUGGAAAACCUGCUGAUCUCCUCUCCUGCAAACAAGGGUCCAGCCAGCACCGUUCCUCCAGGAAGACAGAGAGAACCUGGUUUUUUUAAUGCCAGUGUUAGGACUGUGGCUGAAGAGCUUUGUCUCCCAAAUACCUGAUCCUUUCCCCCUGCCACCCUUCCCCCUCGGCCCCCCUUUUGUUUUGGGGACCUUUCUGUUUCCCGGUGCUGGCCAGGGGGCCUGCCUUGCCCUGGGAAGGGCAAAGGACAGAUGAACUGGAAACAUGGAGUCUGUGGCAUUUUAUCAUGGAAAAAAUAGGACCCUCCUCUUCCUUUUUAGGUUGUUCUGGAUGCUGCCAGUAGAAAUCUCUAUGGUGCUGUUUAGCAAGUUUUUUGUUGAAACAUUUUCCCUUUAAUUGUGAUUUAUGACAUGAUUAUUUCUUUUUUUCUUUUUUUUUUUUUUUUUUUUUUUUAAAUCGGUAAGCAUUUCCACACCUUCCCUGCGUUCCCCUCGAGUUCAAGCCGAAUGUGUGCACGCUGUGCCCGGAGCAGUGAGCGCGUGGCCAAGCCCGGGCACAGCUGAGACUGUGAAUUUUUUACCCGACUUCCUUUCCUUUUUUAUUUUAUUUUAUUUUUUCCAUAAAACCUUUGGAAAGAGGCGUGGUGCAGGCACGGCCAUGUGCGUCCUGCAAGUGCAGCGCGGGGUUCCUGGGAGGCGGCGGAGGAUGGAGAUGUCGCUCGCUGUCCCCUCCCCUCGCAGCGUGGCUGUGCGGUGCUGGGGACCUCUAGUGACAAACUGGCGGUGCUGGGGCGGCCGGGCCUGCGGUGCUCGGGGCUCUGGGGCAGUUUUUGGGCUCUGGGGCAGCUCCUGGCUGGCUGUCGCUUGCUGUCCCUCCCUGUGGGAUGUGGGUCAGCGCUGUGCCUGGCCCGGCAGCGCUAAUCCCCUCGGUGCCAGGGGAUCAGAUGGAGGUGAUGGCUGGAGGGGGUAAAGCCGCAGCACUGGGAGCUCUGCGGGGCGGGGGGAGAGCACAGGGUGGGGCUGGAAGGGAAGGACUGGUGUGUUCCCGCACCCCAUUCCUUCAGAGGCAGGUGCCAGGGAGGGGCUGCUGUGGGAGCUUCCCCAACAUCAUCACCUGGGCAGGGCAGGGGCCCUGUGCAGUGCUGGGGGCGCUGGGGCCCCUCGCUGCCCAUCGUCUGCCUCUCACCCCCACCUCCAUUUCUGUGUCCAGCCUUCCUUUGCCCUUUGUCUCCUUUCCCGGGAAAGUCCUCGAUUUUGGGACUCUCACCACAUCACCCUCCUGCGGCUCUGUCCCUUGCCCCGGGGGAGGGAGAGGCUGUUUGGCCUCCUGCUCUCUUGCCCCAGGCAAACCCAAGUGGUUUCCUUCCCCAGAGCUGUGCCUGUGCCAGGGGCUGGUGCUGCUGCCCUGGGAUGGACCAGAGAGUUGGGAGGGCAGGAGUUAUUGGAAUUAAAUUUAUGGAGAAAUAACAAACUACUGUAAAUAUAUUUUUGUUUUUCUAUUGUCAAAUAAAAGUUUUUUUAGUUUUGGUUGUUA
Passer domesticus (house sparrow) is the source of this 3165-nucleotide messenger RNA. It is a transcript of the gene TGIF2, whose product is annotated as TGFB induced factor homeobox 2. Gene Ontology annotation, biological process: negative regulation of transcription by RNA polymerase II. Bases 631 to 1365 code for a protein of 244 amino acids. The transcript is spliced from 3 exons. The record is from RefSeq and is a predicted model, not a curated record. Gene Ontology annotation, molecular function: DNA-binding transcription repressor activity, RNA polymerase II-specific; RNA polymerase II cis-regulatory region sequence-specific DNA binding. NCBI's taxonomy places the organism in Eukaryota, Metazoa, Chordata, Aves, Passeriformes, Passeridae.